This is a messenger RNA of Lotus japonicus, 1365 nucleotides long. RefSeq names its product protein FANTASTIC FOUR 3-like. Bases 247 to 1245 code for a protein of 332 amino acids. Lineage: Eukaryota; Viridiplantae; Streptophyta; Magnoliopsida; Fabales; Fabaceae. The transcript has a single exon. The record is from RefSeq and is a predicted model, not a curated record.
UCUCAUGUCCCAGGCAGGCACUUUUGGAGACUACAAAUUCACCCCUUCCCCUCCCUUCUCCCUCAUGCAAUUAUCCAACACAUCUUUCAUUCUCUCCCUCUUCUCCUACCUCCUAUCUUCUUCUUCUCCUUCUUAUUCUCCCCAGCACAUACACAAUCACACUUCCUUGCAAUCUAGAAGCUUCCAAAUCAGUGUUCCCUUCACACACAAAACCAAAAAACAAAACAUAACACUCAGUCUCACCACAUGGCUACAAUCGUCGAGUCAAGAACACUCAAGCUGAGGUUAUCUUCCUCAAAACCACUUCCCCCUCCUCAUCAAUCCAUUGAUCUAUCCUUCAAAUCUUGCUUCAGGGAUUCAAACAACAAUGAAGAAAAUACCAACAAAACAGACACCUUCAAACCCAACAACAACAUGGGUAAUUCUUGGAGCUUCCUCGAUGCUCUUUCAGAUGUCUCCCAAGGAAACAAAGAAUCAUCACAGAAAGAAACAACGUAUGUACCCCCUCAGCAGAAGCGUUCCUCCUUGCUUCUCAGCCCAAAGAGCCUUGAACUGUGCACUGAGAAUCUGGGCAAUGAGAGUGGCACUGACAUUGCUGAUGAAAAUGACAUUGACUUGUUCUGUUCUGGAGGAAAUUUGGGAACAAGGCGGCAACCUCGUCUUCAACGCUUGGCAGCUAAGAAAGCGAGAACCCAGAAUUUUCCACCCCCUUUGACAACGAUAAGGGGAUCAGAAUCUCUUCUUGUGAGGCCCCACCGUGAAGAUGGACGGCUAGUGAUCGAGGUCACCAAGGUCCCACCACCAAGCCCCUCGUGUUUUCAAGCUGAGAGAAGCCAUGGCCGCCUUCGCCUAUGUUUUUUGACGAACCAACCUCCAAGCUUUGACCCGGAAGAAGAAGAAGAAGCAGAAGAAGAAAAUGAAGAUGUCAAUGUCAUAGACAACAACGAAUUUCCAACACCCAAUAAAGGUUUUGAAGUGGAAUUUGAUGAAAACGACAUGAGUGGACAAAUUCAACAUGCUGAGGUAGAAACAGGGGAUAAAACAGAGGAGGAAACAGAGGAGAAAACAGAGGAGGAAACAGGGGAGGAAGCAACCUUUGCUGCAUGUGGUGGGUGUGACGAGAUGAAAGAAAGUAACGUGAGAAUGGAAAAGUAUGAGAGGCUAAGAAGGUGCAAAGAAGGUGGUGAUCGUGAAAACAGUGAAGUGUUGUUGAAUUGGAGUGAGCCCUUUUGGGUUACCAUUUAAUCUAGCUCUUAGAUUUUUACAUUUCUGCAUUGAUAAAAAAUUAUCUUUUGUCUUUUUCCUAAUUUCUCUUGUUUAUUUGUAUAUUUUCUUUUGUUUAAUGAAUUUCCAAUGAUUUCCCCA